Messenger RNA from Lobosporangium transversale, 450 nucleotides. RefSeq lists its product as hypothetical. The transcript has 2 exons. Lineage: Eukaryota; Fungi; Mortierellomycota; Mortierellomycetes; Mortierellales; Mortierellaceae. The record is from RefSeq and is a predicted model, not a curated record. The coding region runs from base 9 to 218 and encodes 69 amino acids.
GAGCAUCCAUGAGACAUCAAGCUAUAAUACACCUCCGAAAGCGUCGAUACACUUCACAGAGAGCGAGGUGCUUGGAGAAGGCGGCAACAGCGACAAACACAAGAACAAUAUCAAUCCUACCAGUCCUUCUAGUGGCUUUGGUCAGCAUCGACACCGCUUCCGCUCACACUCCCAUCGAAGCAUCGGUACAAUGGAGUUUAAUCCAUCACAAUUCAUAACUUUCUCAACUCAGCUGGAUUUGAUUAAGAACUGCCAUCCACAUCAUCCCGAAGCCGAAGCGGUGUCGUCAUCAUCCGAAGAUGAAAGCGAUGAAAGUGAUAAUGAUGACACGGUUUCGAACACAUCCUCGGAUGACGGUCAUCAUUUUAAUGCUAGCACUCAUCCUAUUUUUACCUACACCACAACCGCCAACUUUCGUAUCAGGCUAAUCAGAAACAACUUGGUAUCACA